AUGGAUCUCACGUACGAUCAUAUCCAGGUGGAAGCCUACUCCGCCGACCGGACGGAGUCGACCGGAACGCCAAAGCCAGGGGAGCAAUCGUCGCUGAACGACGACAUCCAGGACGCCUACAAGGCCAUCUCGUCAAGCCCGUGGGGACUGAAGAUCGGAGACUUCCUGGGCAAUGUCGUAAAACAGGGUGAAUCGGUCUACACGCAAGCCCAAAAAGAGCUUGCCGAGGUCUCCGGGGAUGCCAGCAAAGGCCUCACGGAUUUGCGCGAAACCAUACUGAACCAGACGCGCUCUCUCUCAAUCAACCGAGACGCCGAAAGGGAGACGACGGAUGGCGACGACGCCCAGUCGACACCGACCCAAGGAAAGCACCCCUCAUCCGAGGAUGCCACCCAGCAUUCCGAGACCGUGCUCGCCCGCCUUCGGUCCGAGGCGGCGAAGCGACUCAAAGAUUUGCAGCGCGCCGAGGAUGCCGCAGACGAAGCGCUUCUGCGUUUCGGCACCAACAUGCGCGACUUCCUCCGGGAUGCCAUCGCCAUCGCACCCCCGGACCACUCUGACGAGGGAAGCACCGUCCUCUUCGAAAGCACGGAUGCCCAGGGGAAGCGUGUCAUUCACGCCUCGCGCUUCGACGCGCAGCUGCACGUCAUCCACACCUCGCCCGAGAGCUUCACGAGGGACCCAUCCGGAGACGAGUUUGAGACGUGGGCAAAGGACUUUGACGUCGACAAGAAGACGGGGGACAUCAGCAACGACUUGGCCCAGUACCCCGAGCUGCAGACGACCAUGGAAAAGGUUGUGCCGGAGCAGAUUCCCUAUGCCGACUUCUGGAAGCGCUAUUACUACCUCCGACACACCAUCGAGACGGCCGAGAACCGGCGGCGCGAUCUUCUCAACGCUGCCAAAGCCGAGGACGAAGUGGCCUGGGACGAUUCGGAUGACGACGCCACCAAGAGUGACGUUGAGUCGACCCGAAAGGCAGCAACGCCUUCCUCGUCGAAUACCGUCGAACCGCCCGAGCAGAAGCAGUCGACGGCAGCCGAGUCGCGCAAGUCCAACGACGAAAAGUCGCAGGCGGAUAGCGAGGCGAGCUACGAUGUCGUCGGCGAGGCGUCGGGAGAGACGAGCCGGGGACCGGAUAGCCCGAAGGAGCUUAAGAAGGACGAUGACAGCGACGAUGAUUGGGAGUGA
Messenger RNA from Drechmeria coniospora, 1191 nucleotides. RefSeq lists its product as uncharacterized. Lineage: Eukaryota; Fungi; Ascomycota; Sordariomycetes; Hypocreales; Ophiocordycipitaceae. The transcript has 3 exons. Bases 1 to 1191 code for a protein of 396 amino acids. The record is from RefSeq and is a predicted model, not a curated record. Gene Ontology annotation, cellular component: cytoplasm.